GAAGAAGAAGAGAAGAAGUGUUGCAGAACAGUGAAUAGAGAGAAGAAAAGAGAAAAAGGCAGAAAAUGUACACAUCAGCAGCCAUCAUUACAAUCAUCACACCAAAACCAAAUUCUUCUUCAAUUCCUUUCACUUUGUUUUUCUUUUCAACCCUUCUUCCCUCCUUUUUCCUCCUUCUCUUCUAUCUAUCUAUCUAUCUAUAUUUAUACCUUCUUUGCUUCUCUAGUUAAUGAUAUCUUCUUUUCUCUUUCAUUGAUUCAUAGGAAGAACAAGUGUAUAUAUACAUAUAUAUAAGUGGUGAAGUACCAAGUUGAAGAAGUAAAAGAUUAAUCAUGGAAAGAUGUGUAAACUACUAUGUAAUGUUUCUUCUACUGAGUCAGUUCCUAUGUUCGGGUUGUUCAUAUAGGACAAUGAAGGAAGAAAGUAGACAUGUGAAUGUACUAUUAAAUGAUGCUCAAAUUUUCACCACACAAAAAGAUAUCACCACUCCAAUUGCAACAAUUCCAAACUUGGUUCCAACCACACCAACUUUUUCAACAUCUCCAUUCAUAAACCCUAAUUCAAACCCUGAUAGUACUAGUGUUUCUCCCGCAUCAACAAUCCCAAUUACUACUCCACCUACCACAGUGAAUUCAUCACCAGUUUCUUCAGGUGCAAGCUGGUGCAUUGCAAGCCCUAGUGCCUCACAAACUUCAUUGCAAGUUGCAUUGGACUAUGCUUGUGGCUAUGGUGGUGAUGAUUGCUCAGCAAUUCAACCUGGUGGAAUAUGUUACAUUCCAAAUACUAUUCAACAACAUGCUUCUUAUGCAUUCAAUAAGUAUUAUCUCAAGAAUCCUGUUCCUAAUAGCUGCAAUUUUGGUGGAGCUGCUCUCAUUACUAACACUAAUCCAAGCACUACUACAUGUCAGUAUCCAUCAACAAGUACUAGUUCAUCAGUAUUGAACACCACAAAUUCAAUCGGUGCAAAUGUGUUUGGUUCAGUUCCAGUGCCCACAAACCCUUCUCCCUCUGCAGCUGCUGACACAUCACAUAGCUAUGCUAAAAUUUGUGUCACACUUUGGAUGAGUAUUUUUAUUUUAAUAUAGCUGUCCUGUAUUCUAUGCUAAUAUAUCAUUUAUUUAUUAUUAGAUAGGAUAUGAGUUUUAUUUAUAAAAUUUUUGCCCCUUGCUACAACAAGACCAUUCAUAGGACAUACAUGGUAGAUACACUGUAGAAAAAUAAAUAGUAUGAUGGACAUUCAUAGAGCCGUUUAACGUCUUUGUAUUGUUAGAAUAAUAGUAUUUGUGUGAGGCUGCAUUAGUCUCUAUCAUUACAUAUCCCUAAACCAGAGUAGUGAUUAAAUAUAUGGUUAUGAUUAAAUAUAUGUAUACAACUUAGUAGACAAAAUAACAAUAUACAUCUUCAUAAUACACUUACAAGAGGGAUCAUCCUCAUUUUUAUUAUUUUGGAGAGCCAAGAUAUGUUUCUGGAAUGAAGCUGCAGCCUCUUCCCUUUUCUCUAAUACACAAGAUUGCAUAAGUUUGCUUACCUCCAGAAGUUGGAGUUCAUCAGAUGCCUGUCUCAAUGAAUCUAACAGAAUCUUGUAAUUGUCAAAGACUGAAAGAAUAUAAAUCAGCUUUUGGUAUUAAAAUGGUUAAAAAAUGAGUGAAGUACCAAUCCAGUCCUGUCCAUUUUUAAUAAUGACAGCGCGACCACUCAAAAUAAAAUCGAUCUACUUCGGUCUCUGUUU
Arachis stenosperma is the source of this 1729-nucleotide messenger RNA. Its product is annotated as glucan endo-1,3-beta-glucosidase 12-like. The transcript has 4 exons. Lineage: Eukaryota; Viridiplantae; Streptophyta; Magnoliopsida; Fabales; Fabaceae. The record is from RefSeq and is a predicted model, not a curated record. The coding region runs from base 333 to 1085 and encodes 250 amino acids.